AUGGCAAGACCAAUACAGGACACAAACAUCAAAAGAUUCGAUGCAGAGACGAUGCAGCACAUUAUUCGACUCUACAACACGAACAUCGAUGGAACUAAGAAGGUGAUCUUCUCAAUGAGUCGAAUCAGAGGACUGGGAAUGAGAUUUGCAAGGGCUGUUGUGAUUAAGGCUGGAAUAAAUCCAGAUAAAUUUGCAGGAGAAUUGACACUGGAUGAGAUUGAUAUCAUUCAGAAGAUCAUUGCAGAUCCAUUGGCGUACGGAAUACCUGAAUACUUCCUGAACAAGCAGAAAGACGAGACAACUGGUGAGUCAAAGCAGCUGGUUGGAAUCAAGCUCGAUGGUGCACUACGAAUGCUCAUGGAGAAGGCAAAGAAGUUCAAGGAGAUCAAGGGAUGCCGACUCGCAAUGGGACUGAGGUGCAAUGGACAAAGAACCAGGGCAAAUGGAAGGAAGUUGAAGGCAUUUUCAGGCAAGAAGAAAUAA
Enterospora canceri is the source of this 483-nucleotide messenger RNA. The record is from the annotation of a GenBank genome assembly. Lineage: Eukaryota; Fungi; Microsporidia; Enterocytozoonidae.